AUGGCGGCGGCGGCGCUGGCGCUGGCGCGGCUCGGGGCGGCUUUGCUGCUGCUCGCGGCCCAGGUGGCCUGUGAGUACGGAAUGGUACACGUGGUGUCAGAGUUUGGUGGCCCCCGAGGCCGGGACUACUGUGUCCUCUACAACCCACAGUGGGCACACCUGCCACAUGACCUUGGCAAAGCGCCUCUGCUGCAGCUUCGGGACUGGUCGGCCUCCGUGCUCUGCUCACCCGCUGACCUCCCUGCCGGGGGCUUCAGUAACCAGAUCCCACUGGUGGCGCGGGGCAACUGCACCUUCUACGAGAAAGUGCGGCUGGCCCAGGGCGGCGGGGCCCGUGGGCUGCUCGUCGUCAGCCGGGAGAAGCUGGUGCCUCCCGCAGGCAACAAGACGCAGUACGAAGAGAUUGGCAUUCCCGUGGCCCUGCUCAGCCACCGGGACGCACUGGACAUCUUCAAGAGUUUCGGUCGAGCAGUGAAGGCGGCGCUGUACGCGCCCAACGAGCCCGUGCUGGACUACAACAUGGUCAUCAUCUUCAUCAUGGCCGUGGGUACCGUCGCCAUCGGGGGCUACUGGGCAGGAAGCCGGGAUGUGAAGAAGAGGUACAUGAAGCACAAGCGGGACGACGGGCCCGACAAGCAGGACGACGAGGCGGUGGACGUGACCCCCGUCAUGAUCUGCGUGUUCGUGGUCAUGUGCUGCUCCAUGCUGGUGCUGCUCUACUGCUUCUACGACCAGCUCGUCUAUGCCGUCAUUGGAAUCUUCUGCCUGGCCUCUUCCAUUGGCCUCUACAGUUGCCUGGCGCCCCUGGUCCGCAGGCUGCCCCUCGGCAGGUGCAGGCUCCCCGACAACAGCCUGCCCUACUUCCACAAGCGCCCGCAGGUCCGCAUGCUGCUGCUGGCACUGGCCUGCGUCGCCGUCAGCGUGGUGUGGGGCAUCUUCCGCAACGAGGACCAGUGGGCCUGGGUCCUGCAGGACGCCCUGGGCGUUGCCUUCUGUCUCUACAUGCUGAAAACCAUCCGCCUGCCUACAUUCAAGGCCUGCACGCUGCUGCUGCUGGUGCUAUUUAUCUAUGACGUCUUCUUCGUCUUCAUCACGACCCUUUCUCUCUAGAGCGGUAACAGCAUCAUGGUGGAGGUGGCCACAGGCCCCUCAGACUCGGCCACCCACGAAAAGCUGCCCAUGGUCCUGAAGGUGCCCAGACUGAAUGCCUCCCCACUGGCCCUGUGUGACCGGCCCUUCUCCCUGCUGGGCUUUGGAGACAUCUUGGUGCCAGGGCUGCUGGUGGCCUACUGCCACAGGUUCGACAUCCAGGUGCAGUCCUCCCGCGUCUACUUCACAGCCUGCACCGUCGCCUAUGGCAUCGGCCUCCUGGUGACGUUCGUGGCACUAGCCCUGAUGCAGCGUGGCCAGCCAGCCCUGCUCUACCUGGUGCCCUGCACGCUGGUGACAAGCUGCGCCGUGGCGCUCUGGCGCCGGGAGCUGGGCGUGUUCUGGACGGGCAGCGGCUUUGCGGUGAAUACCAGUUUGCUAUGA
Molecule: messenger RNA, 1533 nt
Organism: Orycteropus afer afer
Lineage: Eukaryota; Metazoa; Chordata; Mammalia; Tubulidentata; Orycteropodidae
Gene: SPPL2B
Product: signal peptide peptidase like 2B
Exons: 14
Biological process (GO): membrane protein proteolysis
Cellular component (GO): lysosomal membrane; cytoplasmic side of endoplasmic reticulum membrane; Golgi-associated vesicle membrane
Molecular function (GO): aspartic endopeptidase activity, intramembrane cleaving
Source: RefSeq, a predicted model, not a curated record